This is a messenger RNA of Dentiscutata erythropus, 461 nucleotides long. Lineage: Eukaryota; Fungi; Glomeromycota; Glomeromycetes; Diversisporales; Gigasporaceae. The record is from the annotation of a GenBank genome assembly.
AUGUCUAAUUCAUUACAGCAAAUAAAGUCUUAUAAAUCAGCGAUUUGUAUAAUCCCACCAAAAUCUCAAUGGUCAAAUAUUCAAUCAAUUCGGCAAAAACAUGAUAAACAUUAUAAAAGAUGGAUGCCUCAUAUUAACCUAAUUUAUCCUUUUAUCUUAACUCAACAGCAUGCUUCGGAUAAUUCCAAUUCUUUAGAUACCUCAACGGUUAAUGAUGCUUUUAACAUUAGUGCCGUUGCAAAAUUUAAAUUAUUUCACACAUGGAAACGAAGUUCAACUGUUUGGCUCCAUCCUGAAACUUUUCCUGAAAAUGCUUUGAUUGAAUUAGAGAAUAGAUUAAUCGGAAGAUCUAAUUUAAACGAUUGUGAAAAUAAUAUGAGCAGAGAAGAUGAGGAAUUCGGUUUUCCAGGAUUUGACGAGUUAUUAAAAAUUGGAAAUGAAGGAUUUAGACCGCAUUUAUC